UCAGUGUCCGUUAACCGGUCCUACGAACGAUGACCAUCGAAAGAGCUCGAGUCCCGUUAAGUCGGUGGCAACAAGCGGCGGUGGCGAUGGGGUCCGCCGUCGGUGCGUUGGUCAAUCCUCGUAGAGCGGAUCUAAUCGCCGCUCUCGGCGAAACAACGGGGAAACCAGCUUUCGAAAUGGUUCUUGAGAGGAUGAAGAAGAGUCCUGAAGGAAGAGCUAUAUUGCUGGGGCGUCCUCGUGUAGUGUCAGAGCAAGUAGGCCAUGCUUGGGAUCUACCAGACAACACCUUUGGAGCUGCAUAUGCAAAGUUCAUGGGAUCUAGAAACUUCUCUUCUGAUGAUCGGCCGCCUGUGAGAUUCAUGGAGACAGAUGAGUUGGCUUACGUAGCAACGCGGGCGCGUGAAGUUCAUGACUUGUGGCACACGCUCUUCGGCCUCCCUACGAAUCUUAUAGGUGAGUCGGCUCUGAAAGUCAUAGAGUUCGAGCAGAUGUAUCUUCCGAUGUGUAUGCUCUCUGUGAUUGGAGGCACCGUGAGGUUUAAUGAGAAGCAGAGGUCGAUGUUUUUGAGGCAUUACCUUCCUUGGGCUGUUCGAGCGGGAAGGCAGUGUACAGACCUCAUGUGUGUGUACUAUGAGAGGCACUUUAGCGAAGACUUAGAGCAAGUUAGGAGACAAUGGGGGAUCAUCCCUGCUCCUCAACAUCCUAAAUGAUGUGAGACUUUGUACGUUUUGUAUGCAGAACUUGUUACAGUGUAAUUGGUUUCAGAAUCAAUUUGAUUCGAUGAUGAAGAGUCAUAAACAAGUUUUCAUUAAGUUGAAGUUGCAUUGGAAGUUCUAUGA
Molecule: messenger RNA, 839 nt
Organism: Brassica oleracea var. oleracea
Lineage: Eukaryota; Viridiplantae; Streptophyta; Magnoliopsida; Brassicales; Brassicaceae
Product: ubiquinone biosynthesis protein COQ4 homolog, mitochondrial
Exons: 2
Coding region: 30-710 (226 amino acids)
Biological process (GO): ubiquinone biosynthetic process
Cellular component (GO): mitochondrial inner membrane
Source: RefSeq, a predicted model, not a curated record